GGCACAACUUCAAGGUCAAUGCGUAUAAACGUCAAAUCUGACAUUUCAAAAAUAAUGUGAUUUUUUCACUUUUAAAUUUAAAUAUAAAAGCCUCUGCGAUGGACGACAAUUCAAUGUCGGAAAGAAUACUGAAAAAAAUCGAAUACAUCAUAAACCACGAUUCAGACUUGCAAGAAUUCACCAUUGUUCCUACUGAAGAGAAUACGAGUAACAAAUCUCCUGUUUUGUAUAUGGACCAUAAUUUAGGGUUAGAAUCGUGGUGCGUUAAAUACGUGUACAGACAUGCUUGUGCCGAUUUAUUUGAGGUGCGGUCAAAACUGGCCAAAAGAAAACUCUCUUAUCCGAACAUGGAAAAACUUAAUUAUUUAUUAAUGGGUGCUUUACUAAUACACCCUGAUGUCUCUACCUUUUGGGCGAUGAAGAGGGAAUUGGUGCAAGCUGAUGUAAUAAGUGCCGAACAAGAAUUGUUUUUCUUGAAGAUAGUCUUAAGUUAUAAAAGUAAAUCAAAUGAAGCCUUUUCGCAUCGAAGAUGGUUGUUGAAGAGGAUAUUACAGAAGGCACAUGUUAAUCAAGCUGAAAGAGUGAAUUAUUUAUUGCAUAAUGAGUUUUUAGUUACGGAAAUGGCAGCAAAUAAAAGUCCCAAUAAUUACCACUGUUGGAAUCAUAGGAUUUGGUGCAUGGAAAAUUUGGGCAGUAACUGUGAAAACAUCGAAACCAUCAUACAAAGCGAGCUGCAACUAAACUCAAAAUGGUUAACUGAACAUGUGUCGGAACACACAGGUUAUCACUAUCGCCAGUAUUUAAUAAAAUUAGUAAAACAUCUUCCAAACAUGAAGGAUUUUAGUUUGCAGUAUUUGGCAAGUCUUACCAACGUUUUAAAGGUAAAAGACCCCACUUCAACGUUGUUUAAUUUGCUGGGAAUUAGCAAUAAGUCGUUAGAUGAUUUACAUAUGACAAUAAAUGUAGUUUCUUUGUUAAUUUAUGAUUUGGCAGUAUUGUUAAAGAAUUUGAAUACUUUUUAUGAAGGCCACGAAAGCUUGUGGUAUCAUCGUAGGUUUGUCAUUAGAGAGUUAAUAAAAAUAAUGCAUGAAUAUUCGAAUACGCCUUUCAAUGUGAACAAUAAAGUGAACGAUUUAUAUGUUAAAGAUGAGAAAAAUAUAAUCCAAAGUUGUCUUCUUAGCGAUAAUUUAAGUAACUCCAGCGAAAACGGGGAAAAAUUGCCAAAACAAAAGAAAGUCAUGCCAAACAAGGUCGAAUCAGAUGUACCGCUUUAUUUUAUUUUAAUCGACUUGGAAAGAGAUUUUGUCAGGAAAAGUUGCGAGAAUAAAAGAAAUUUAGUACAAAUUGAGAAUGCCAGAAGGCAUGAGCAGUGGUUAAGAUUAUUUUUAGGUAUUAAUUUAGUUUAAGAAUUUCAGUUAACAUGGUGGAUCCAAAAAUAAACCUAUGACACCACAUUCUAUUUUAAAAUUAUACACUCACAGGCAAAAUAAUCGAUCCACACAAAUUUUCGAUGAAUUUCAAUCGCAAAUAACUUUUUUAUUUGAUUUCGGAUUUAAACAAAUAUUAAAGAAUAUUGUAGAUACAUUAAUGGAGAAUCGCUC
Molecule: messenger RNA, 1601 nt
Organism: Brassicogethes aeneus
Lineage: Eukaryota; Metazoa; Arthropoda; Insecta; Coleoptera; Nitidulidae
Source: the annotation of a GenBank genome assembly